Prorocentrum cordatum is the source of this 1746-nucleotide messenger RNA. The record is from the annotation of a GenBank genome assembly. NCBI's taxonomy places the organism in Eukaryota, Dinophyceae, Prorocentrales, Prorocentraceae.
AUGCCGGCGGAUUUCUUUGGGCAUGGGGCAGUCGAUUGCUGGGCUGGCCCUACAGGUUACCGCUGCGUCAACGGUGGCUCUUCGUGCUCCAGCUACAAGAAGUUAGAAGAUGUAGUGUUUCACAUUUGGGGAGGUAGCGCAGCGACGCCUAGCCCGACGCCAUACCCGACGCCCUACCCGACGCCGUAUCCGACGCCCUAUCCGACGCCCUACCCGACGCCCUAUCCGACGGCAUUCCCGACGGCGUUCCCGACGGCCUACCCGACGGCGUUCCCGACAGCCUACCCGACGGCGUUCCCGACGGCCUACCCGACGGCGUUCCCGACAGCCUACCCGACGGCGUUCCCGACGGCCUACCCGACGCCGUCCCCGACGUAUCCUCUGGGGUGGCCUACUCCACAUCCGACGUUUGCUCCGGGUCAUGUUCCCCCGACGCCGGCUCCGACGUCUGCUAAUCCGUGGAUGUUGUAUGCAAACAUCAAUCCCUGCGAUGGUGGGAAUAUGGGGUACGGGGCUCCCGCUUGGUACGGCAGUGCUGGUAGCGCCGCCACAAGCCUUACUAGCGACUUUGUCGACGCUUCAGUGGGGACUGUUCCCGUGAAGUACGUCACAAUCGCUCGACACACAGACGGUGCUUGCGAAAUGUCGAAGACGUGGGAGCUCAUGAGCAGCACCAAAUCGAUGCAUGAUUAUUUCUCCGAGCACAGCCCUGGGAGAAUAUUCGUAACAGGAGAUGGUACUGCCAGUGACACACACAUUGCCUCCGACAUGCCAGCCAGUUUCAAUGGGGAUGGUCUUCCAGGAGACCCAAUUUUUGGUGCCGAUGGUGGCUUGGUGUUCAAUUGGUGGUACUCCAACAAUGGAGCUCGGGUUGCCGUUCCUGGCGGUUACAAAACUCCUUACUCCUUACCAGGCACAGGGGAAAAUAAUGAUGACCUCCAUGGCCUGGGCAACGAGUUCGGUGCUAGCACGGCUUCUGGGGGAGGGAGCCCAUAUUGGUGGCACGAUGCUGCCCAAAUCAUGGGAGAUUGUCACGGCGGAUCGUGCCUAGUGGUUGGCACUGACCAUGGAAGCAGCUUGAGCGAUGGUCCUUGCUGGGGCAGCUACGCAAUCUAUGUGUCUGCUGAAUUGUCGACGUUUCCCUGCCAGGGCACGACCAUGUCAGCGCAGGUUUCGGCGGCGGCUCCCUUGGUUCCCCCUGUGGCUGUAGUGGCACCAGGCAUGAUUGCUGCCACAGGCGAUCCGCAUCUGCAGAACAUUCAUGGUGACCGAUUCGAUUUGAUGAAGGCGGGUAAGCAUGUUCUGAUCAACAUCCCUCGUGGAAUGAGCGCUGAAAGCGCACUGCUUCGCGUCCAGGCGUCUGCGCAACGAUUGGGAGGACACUGCGCCGACAUGUACUUCCAAGAAGUGAACGUCACAGGGUCAUGGGCAGAGGCAAAGCAGGCUGGGGGGUACCAUCACAGCAUUUUGAAACAAGCUGCCGACACGCCUGAAUGGAUUGCCUUUGGUAAGGUUGAGCUGAAAGUCGUUCAUGGGCAUACUGAGAGUGGGCUCCGGUACUUGAAUGUGUACGUGAAGCAUCUGGGGCGAGCAGGCUUUGCUGUCGGAGGUCUGCUGGGGGAAGACGACCACAGCGACGCAAUGACCCCUCCGAAGGCAUGCGCCAAGACGAUGUCCCUGGCAGCAGGGCCAGCAGGCGGCGAGGGCCGUUCCGCGUCGUCAUUUGCAAAGGCAACCCUGGAGUGA